AUUCCGGCAACUACUUCUACUUAUUUUUGAGGUUAGAAUUUUGACAGGUCGCUCAAACUGUUGACAUAUUUGCUUCAUUGUCUUUUGCAAGCAGUAACAUAACCCAACUUUUCGGCACCCCCAGCAAACGUCAAACCAUGCAAAAUUGCUGCCGGUUCAUUUCCGGAAGAGAUCCGGAAACAAGAUCCAGCAGAAAUUUGUACUGAUUUGACGUUUGCUGAAAGUUUGGUUAUGUUACUGCGCUUGCAACAAAACAAUGGUUCUUUGGAGAUUUUGGUGUUCAAUUCUACCGAACGCUCAACCAAGGUUCGAGUGAUUCACAAUUCAUUCAGCAGCAGAGUGGUUCACCUCGCGCCAUUUCCCACGGUGUUUAUCAGCAGCUUAGCGAGAUCGCCGUUAUCACCUAAUAAUGGAUUCGUCACGAUAGCCCACCGAAAAGAACCGUUAAAUGGUUUGAUUAGUCCGGAAGGUUACCUCAGACCUAAGUUAACCUUCACCGCGGCAAAAUAUGUCUCCUCUAGUUUUGCUAACGCUUCUUCCGCUCGUCCUGGCGCAACAACGCCAAGAUCUCUGUACAGCUCAGCUGGAGGAGAUAGUCGCCGCGUCAAGCGCUGGAGAACCAUGGGCACUUGCAGUUCUGGACAGUUGGGGCCGUUGGCCGUCGGGUCAGUUCUCCGGAAGCCAGUUCGACCUGGGAGCGUUCGAUCAGUGCCGCCGGCAGUCGAUCUUCAGCGAUUCAGUGGGUAGGAUCGACGGACGGUACUGCCUGGUGGUCGUUCCGAGGAACUCUUCCGAAAACUUCGUGGACGUAAGAGGAAUUGGCGGCGUUGCCGUGGGCAUGUGCUUUCCGAAGGUGUGCAGUGAGGAACAGCUGAGCGAACCCGUGUUGGCGAUCGUCAAUUCAAGCUUCAAUAUCGCGGCGGAUUACGUGGGCAUCAAGUGCGAGCAAGAACCGGAUCGACCGGGAGCUGCCAGAACAACUGCAAUAACGGUAUUCGCUAUGAUCGGUACGCUGGUGAUCUUCAGCAUAGUCUACGACUUUGUCACAAGGUACUUCGCACAGAAACGUGAAGUGCUGUGGACUACUUUCUCCUUGCGGAGAAACUGGCUUCAGCUGACCAGGGUACGCCCAUCAACAGGAAGCUCGGAAAGUAUCGAAUGCAUCCACGGCAUCCGAGUGCUGGCCAUCAGUUGGAUCAUGCUGUGGCACAGCUAUUCGUUGACCUUCCUUGCACCGCUGAUCAAUCCGUACACCUUGUCUGACUGGAGAUCAUCGUUCCACAGCGCAAUGAUCACAAUUGGACCCAUCUCCGUGGACACGUUCUUCAUGCUCAGCGGACUGCUAACAUGCUGGAGUCUGCUGAAAGAACUAGACCGCAACGGUAAGCUGAACGUUCCGCUGCUUUAUCUGCACCGCUACUUGCGGUUGACUCCGGUGUUCGCCGCACUCAUCCUGUUCACCGUUGGAUUCUACCAGCGCAUUGGCGAUGGACCACUCUGGUCCGAGACGUACCAAUUAACUUCCGGCAACUGCAAGCAAUACUGGUGGUCUGCUCUCCUCUACGUUCAAAACUACGUCAACCCGCAUCAGGUCUGCCUCGGUCAUUCGUGGUAUCUCUCCGUUGACAUGCAACUGUUCCUGCUCUCACCGCUGAUCGUCUACCCGCUGUGGCGCUGGGGUCCACGAGUCCUGAUCGCUGUCGGCGUCCUAAUCCUGGCGUCCAUGGGAUGUCUGCUGAGCGUCUACCUGAUCAACGAUCUGCGCGCUAGCGUACUGGACGCAGGAUUGCUCCAGGAACGUAUAGCCUACCUUCCAACUCACACCCGGAUGGGAGCGUGGUUCGUCGGACUGAUCCUGGGUUACGUCCUUCAUCGGAUCAAACGACGAACCAUUACGAUACCCACAAUCUACGCGAUCCUCGGCUGGUUGACCUCCCUCGGAAUCUUGAUCGCCUGUAUCGUCUGCGCCUACGAAACGAACCAGCCGCACCCCCAUCCGAGCGCCACCUUGCUGGACACCUUGUACGGAACGACCCGUCAUGUCCUAUGGGCUUGCAGCGUGGCCUGGAUCAUCUUCGCGUGCACAACCGGGUACGGCGGCCCGAUUAACACCCUGCUAUCCGCGACCUUCUGGCAACCGUUCGUAAAGCUGUCGUACUGUCUGUACCUGCUGCAUCUACCGCUGCAGAUCUUCCUGACCGGUCGGCAGCGUACCGUGCGGCACUUUAGCGACCUGGAAGCGAUUCACUCCUUUUGGGGUGAAGUAGCGUUGGCGGUGCUGCUCUCGGUUGGAUGGACACUGCUGUUUGAGCUGCCGUUUCUGAAUCUGGACGAAUGGCUGCGGAAACUGGUGCGUGCGAAGCCUCCUAACGAGACCAACGAGAGCCUGAACGUAGUAGGCGAAGAACGACGGUGACUUUGAAUAAACCUUGGAUGUAAACAGUC
Messenger RNA from Culex quinquefasciatus (southern house mosquito), 2445 nucleotides. Its product is annotated as nose resistant to fluoxetine protein 6. Lineage: Eukaryota; Metazoa; Arthropoda; Insecta; Diptera; Culicidae. The record is from RefSeq and is a predicted model, not a curated record. The coding region runs from base 509 to 2416 and encodes 635 amino acids. Gene Ontology annotation, molecular function: acyltransferase activity, transferring groups other than amino-acyl groups. The transcript is spliced from 5 exons.